CAACAAGAAAACAUUCACUGGAAGAAAAGCGAGAAGUUUCACGAAAUCGUCGAACUUUUUCUACAAAAAUACGCUAUGCCAGAUAAAGUGCAUUUGUCGAGCAUACAUGAAGCAGCUCGUUAUGGCGAUGUCCUUGAACUCCAGGCCAUGGUUCAAAGAGGCGCUGGUAUUAACGCUUUAGACACGAAAUUUAAAUUUACUCCACUUCACUGGACAGCUUUACAUGGUAGACUUGAGUGUUUACAUUGGUUGCUAUGGCAUGGAGCGGAUCAUUCUGACAGAACCCCCCAGGGCUGGACUCCGUCUCAUCUGGCAGCAAUAAGAGGACAAGAUGCUUGUAUACAGUCAUUAGCGGCCAAUGGAGCUGAUUUGAAUGCAAAAGACAACAGAGGUUGUACCCCUGCUCAUCUUGCCGCAUCCCAUGGAAACUCUUACACCUUACAGUCCAUACUGCGGCAUGGAGUGGAUGUAAAUGCAACAGACAAUAUGGGAUGGACAGCUGUUCACUGUGCAGCCUUCCAUGGAAGACUGGGAUGUCUGCAGCUACUGGCCAGAUGGGGUGCAAGCUUAGAUGAAGUGGACAAUGCUGGCAGUAUCCCAGCUCACCUUGCCGCCAGCGAGGGUCACCUUCCAUGCUUGAAGUUCUUGGUAUGUUCUGGCACCAGUAUUGACCACACCCUAAAUGCCAGGAAUGACCAGGGAGAAACACCCAAAAAUCUUUGUCAACAGUUUUAUAAAAAUGAAUGCAUGGAAUACCUGAAAGCUGUUGAAUAUGAUCUGCUUCACCCUGAAGAUGAAGAAAACUUGGCAUUCCCUGCCCAUGUAGCAGCCUACAAUGGUGAUCUGCCUCAGUUAAAGAUGUUAAUAGAGACUGGUGUUGUGUCAAUCAAUGAAAGAGACAGUAAAGGAUCUACCCCUGCACAUAAAGCUGCAGGUAAUGGACAUGUUCAAGUGUUGCAGUGGCUGGUAGAAAAUGGUGCAAACAUGAGAAUAGUCAACUCAGCAGGGGAAACCCCCAAGGAUGUGGCACGUCGGUUUGGUCGUCUAGGCUGCCUGGCUAUUUUAGGUGGAGACUCAGAUAAUGAAGACAAUAACGUGAUGGAUGGCGGUGCUGAAGAUAUUCAACCUGAAGAACCCCAAUCCAAAGCUGAAGCUAGAGGUCGAGCCAUGCGUAAGAUUGAGGAGUUGCGACAUUUACUGGAUGUUGCCAAGAUGAACUACAAACAGCUGGGUGGGGUGUUGGAUGAAGACCAGAAGAAACUAGAAGAAGAACGAGAAAGCGCAAGGAUUAUCCGAGAACUUGAAGCACAGCUCGAAUAUGAACGAGAAAAGCGAGAGAAACUCGAAGCCCAGAUGGACAGACUGAGGGCACAGAUACACACCCUAACACUACAGCUAGAGGAUGAGAGAUCCUUGUAUCGUACUGUGUCGGAGACCAAGAAGAGCACCCAACCGACACAGCAGUCGAUGCUCAGACGUAAGAAAAAGAAAUCCAAACGAAUCGACACGAGUUCAAGCGGGGUUUUCGUAAGAAGAGGAGUAUCCAGCCCAAACCCUAUACACUGUCAGGACAAAGACUGAACCACCAGAUCCCACACGGAAUGAUGGAAACAACGCACCUAUACAAGUCUCGUGUAGAUAUUUGUAUAUAUUUUAGGAGAGCAGCAUGAGCAUGCGAUAAAAGUCUGGGUAUCACUCCGGUUCCACGUCACGAAGGCUUGGUUACUUGGUUUGGAUACUAAACCAAUGCCAUCGCGCAUUUAAAGGUCUGGGUGGGACGGUGUCCACUGGUAGAACGAAGCUUGGGAUUGGACAAAAUAACAAAAACAAAGAAAGCAUGGAUUAUGGUGAACAAUGUGUAUUGUUCUACAUGUGAGCAGUAUCUUUUGUUUUAUCUCACCAUUCAUUGUUCGUUCAUCCACUCUCAGGCUUCGUUCUGCCCGUUGUGGAUUACCCGUCUGGGUACAAGGCCUUUUUCAGAGCAUGGUAUGGGUACUUUUUGUUAAACAUUCAUGCUAGCUAAGCGAUGUUUAACCGAACAAUCAUCGAUCGUCAUGGUACUGACUUUGGUAAAGCUAAAGAUUUACGUCACAUCCAAUCGUUGAAUAAAACAUUUGUUCUUUCGUAUAAAG
This is a messenger RNA of Actinia tenebrosa (Australian red waratah sea anemone), 2132 nucleotides long. RefSeq names its product ankyrin repeat domain-containing protein 42. The record is from RefSeq and is a predicted model, not a curated record. Gene Ontology annotation, molecular function: protein binding. NCBI's taxonomy places the organism in Eukaryota, Metazoa, Cnidaria, Anthozoa, Actiniaria, Actiniidae.